Molecule: messenger RNA, 1304 nt
Organism: Aaosphaeria arxii CBS 175.79
Lineage: Eukaryota; Fungi; Ascomycota; Dothideomycetes; Pleosporales
Exons: 1
Molecular function (GO): 4-hydroxy-tetrahydrodipicolinate synthase activity
Source: RefSeq, a predicted model, not a curated record
GUCGGAUUUUCACAAGUCCGGAUGAGGAGUCCCCACACGUUCAGACUGGAGACUGGAGACGAUCUCUCCACAUUAGGAGAAGGGUCCAUAGACGAUCUGGUGCAUCUUCAAAUCGUCAAGAGAUGUCUACGAGAAAGGAUAAAGAGAGAUGGAUCUCCCUUCUAUCGCCCUCAUCAACCAUUCAAUCAAUCAACCAAACAAACACAUCAAGUGUCAAAACAGUUGAAUAAGUCUUUCAAUCUUCAUUAUACAAUCAUUCCAACAUCUUCAAAAUGGGUUCCGCUCCACAAGUUCAGCCAGCAGCCCAGAUCGACCUUGCUGGGCUCGUCCCCGCACCCGUCACACCCUUCAACCGUGAUGGCUCGAUCGACUAUGCCGCUAUUCAACGUCUGGGGUCCUGGCUCGGCAGCAUCCCAGGAGUGAAGGGACUCGUCGUUCUCGGACACGCUGGCGAGGGAACCUUCCUUACCCAAGAAGAACAAGUUGAUGUCAUCAAGGCAUUUGUCAAGUCCGUUGACAACAAGAUUCCCAUCAUCGCAGGCAUCACCACAGAAGGAACCGAAGUAGCUGCCUUGGAGGCACAGCGUGCAAAGGCAGCAGGUGCUGCCGCUGGUCUGCUGUACCCUUCGCACGGAUGGCUUCGAUUCGGUUACCAGCCUGGUGCGCCGCAGGAUCGGUACAAGGUGGUCUAUGAGAAGUCCGGACUCCCCUUGAUCUUGUUCCAGUACCCAGACAACACCAAGGCUACAUACUCCCUCGACACCCUUCUAGAGAUUGCUGCUCAGCCCGGUGUCAUCGCCAUGAAGAACGGUGUGCGCAACAUGCGCAGGUGGGACACCGAGAUCCCCGUCAUCAAGGCAAAGAACCCAGACCUCACCAUCUUGACAUGCCACGACGAGUACCUUCUUCAUACUUGCUUCGACGUCGACGGAAUGCUUGUCGGCUAUGGAAACAUUGCUCCUGAGCCAUUGCUCGAGAUGAUCGAGGCGGGCAAGGCUCGUGACUACCCAAGGGCCAGGGCCGUCCACGACAGGCUUCUCCCAGUGACCAAGAAUGUCUACCACCGAGGAUCCCACAUGGAGGGAACAGUCGCUUUGAAGCAUGGACUUGUGGCCCGAGGAAUAUUGGAGCAUGCGACAGUUCGCAGCGCACUGUUGCCAUUGCCUGAUGGUGCUGAGCAGGAGAUCCAUGCUGCUUUCAAGUCUGCACAAUUGGGCAACGUCUCAUUGAAGAAGUGAAAGGUUCCUGCACCUUUUGGACUCUCAUGGGAACGGAACAUAGAUCGGUACAUUUAUGAUUAGAAC